Messenger RNA from Ooceraea biroi (clonal raider ant), 663 nucleotides. RefSeq lists its product as uncharacterized. The record is from RefSeq and is a predicted model, not a curated record. Gene Ontology annotation, molecular function: potassium ion leak channel activity; outward rectifier potassium channel activity. Gene Ontology annotation, cellular component: plasma membrane. Gene Ontology annotation, biological process: stabilization of membrane potential; potassium ion transmembrane transport. NCBI's taxonomy places the organism in Eukaryota, Metazoa, Arthropoda, Insecta, Hymenoptera, Formicidae.
AUGGAGAAGGACAACGUCCGGCAUUACCGAGCUUACGAGGGUUUCAAGCCGGCAAACAACGGCAACACGUCGUCGCUCAAGCGAUCGAAAUCGACGUCGGAGCGCGCGAAGGCGCAUUCGUCUCGGCAAGUGAGGUGCCUCUGCUUUGGUGGAGUGCCGGACAAGGCCAGCCAGCACUCGUUCCUGAAGGGAUGUCUCAUAAACUUUGCGAUAUGCAUCGUGUUGCUGGCCUACACCCUGUUGGGCAGCGUGAUCUUUCUGGCGAUCGAGCGCGGCUCCGACAUUGACCUACAGCAGCGAACCCUAGCCACGACAGUCGCCGGGAACCAGCAGACCAGGAGAAACACCACUGCUUGGUUGAAACAACUGAAUUACGAGGCCCGGGCGAGGACCGUGGAGAAGAUCUGGACCAUCACGGAGAAUCUGAAUAUCCUCUACCGUGAGAACUGGACGAAGCUGGCGGACAAGGAAAUCGCGCAGUUUCAGGACCAACUGGUGAAGAGGAUCAUGGAGGACAUGAUGGCGACCCAAAAUGCCGGGACGUACACGGGGGGCUCGACCAGCGAGACCGUAACGGAACGCCGUGUGCCUGAGUACGAGUGGAACUUUCCGAAGGCAUUCCUCUAUUCUCUGACGGUUCUCACCACCAUCGGUGAGUUUUAG